UUUUUUUAACUUAUUACUUUGUAGUUGUGUUAAUAAUCAAUUGAUCAGUUACUUAGUUUUGAAUCAAUUACACUCGAAUAUCAAUUGAAAUUUACCAAUAGGCCUCAAAUAAAUACUUUACCCAAAUAACUAAACCACAAAACGUCUAACUUUAAGUGAGACACGACGAUUGGACCAGUUAUUUGUACAAUGACGCGCCGAGUCGUCGUGACGGGCAUGGGGGUCCUGGCCCCCGUCGGCCUUAACCUCACUCAGGCCUGGGCGACCAUAACUUCGGGCAAAUCGGGCAUUUCCCAGCUCGAGGGCCCCGCGUACGCCCCCUUGCCGUGCCGAAUCGCCGGCUUGAUCAAAGAAAAGGGGGCUCGAAUCGACCUAACCUCCCGUUUCAAAAAAACCGAACUCAAAUCAAUGGGGGCUGCGACCGCUUACGCCCUCCUUGCCGCCCACGAGGCCUUGACCGAUUCCGGCCUUGUGAGCCCCCCUGACAGUGUUAAGCUCCGGACAGGGGUCGCCGUCGGUAUGGGGAUGGUCGAUUUGGAGGAUAUUUGCGCAACUAGUGACGCCCUCAAGCGGGGCUACAACCAAGUGAGCCCCUUUUUCGUCCCGCGGAUUCUCCCCAACAUGUGCGCCGGGCAGAUUAGCAUCAAGUAUGGUUUCAGGGGGCCCAACCAUGCCGUUUCAACGGCGUGUGCCACGGGGGCUCACGCUAUUGGAGACUCGUUCAGGUUUAUAAGACACGGGGAUGCGGAUGUGAUGGUGUGUGGGGGCGCCGAGGCGUGCAUUUCGCCCCUUGCUAUCGCGGCGUUUUGCCGGCUGAGGGCACUAAGUACCGGGUUUAAUGACAGCCCCCAGAAGGGGUCCCGGCCGUUUGAUAAAGCGCGCGAUGGGUUUGUGAUGGGUGAAGGUAGUGCGAUUUUAAUUUUGGAAGAGUUGCAACAUGCCAAAGACAGGGGGGCUAAAAUUUAUGCGGAGAUUUUGGGGUAUGGGUUAUCGGGGGACGCUUCGCAUUUAACGGCGCCUAGGUCCGACGGGACGGGGGCUAUUUUAGCCAUGAGCCGGGCGGUGGAAGACGCCGGUGUGGAUAAGGGGGCUGUGGGGUAUAUCAAUGCCCAUGCAACUUCAACUCCAAUUGGGGAUGCCAUUGAGACAACUGCGAUUAAAACCUUGUUUAAGGAUUAUUUGGGGCCCAAUUUCGCCGUGUCGUCGACUAAGGGGGCUCAUGGCCAUUUGUUAGGGGCGGCGGGGAACCUCGAAACUGUCUUUACGGUUAAAGCGGUUGAGGAAGGGGUGCUACCGCCUACAAUUAAUCUCGAAAAUUGUGAAGAUUCAAGUUUGAACUUUGUGCCAAAUCAGAGCCAACCUUGGGCCCCCACAAGUCCAAGGGUGGCCCUUAAAAAUGCGUUUGGCUUCGGGGGCACCAACGCUUGUCUCUGUAUCUCCCAAUUUGUAAAUUAAACUUGGAUUUUUUUAAA
Molecule: messenger RNA, 1472 nt
Organism: Tribolium castaneum (red flour beetle)
Lineage: Eukaryota; Metazoa; Arthropoda; Insecta; Coleoptera; Tenebrionidae
Exons: 2
Coding region: 190-1455 (421 amino acids)
Biological process (GO): fatty acid biosynthetic process
Cellular component (GO): mitochondrion
Molecular function (GO): 3-oxoacyl-[acyl-carrier-protein] synthase activity
Source: RefSeq, a predicted model, not a curated record